This is a messenger RNA of Osmia bicornis bicornis, 1520 nucleotides long. It is a transcript of the gene pch2, whose product is annotated as pachytene checkpoint protein 2 homolog. Lineage: Eukaryota; Metazoa; Arthropoda; Insecta; Hymenoptera; Megachilidae. Bases 96 to 1367 code for a protein of 423 amino acids. Gene Ontology annotation, cellular component: chromosome; nucleus. The transcript has 7 exons. Gene Ontology annotation, biological process: reciprocal meiotic recombination; meiotic recombination checkpoint signaling. The record is from RefSeq and is a predicted model, not a curated record. Gene Ontology annotation, molecular function: ATP binding; ATP hydrolysis activity.
CUCCUCAACAGUUCGGAAACACCUGCGUAAUAAGUUUCAAACUGUAUUUGAAAUUCUUUUUUAGAGAUUAUUAAAGUAGAGAAAAUUCAAAUAAAAUGGAUGGACCUAAUUUUUUACACGUGGAAAUCUGUCAAAACAUAAACAGUACAUUGUCUUCAGAGGAGAUAGAAAAGUUAGUAGAAGCUGAAAUUUAUUCAUAUGAGGAUUCCAUCCCUUUAGAUAUUAUUUUAGAUGGGAAAAAAUUGUCAAACCAUAUUUUGAAUGAUCAUGUUGAUUCAAUAAUAUGUUCCUAUAGUUAUGGAAAGAGAGGUCAGAUGAAAGUACCAGUACAUGCUGAUGUAAAGUUUCAUGUAUAUAGAUUAACAACCGAAUCAGCAGCUACAGAAACAAUGGAAAAUGAUGGUGAAGAUUUACCAGUAUCUUCUCACUGGAUAUUACCAGUGAAGGAAUUCCAUUAUUUAUGGGAGAGUCUUUACUUUGAUUCCAAUAUAAAAGACGAUCUGUUGCAUUUUAUAGAAACAGCAAUGAUAUUUGCGGACCAUAAUGUUGAUACAAAUAUCAUAAGUUGGAACAAAGUAGUUUUACUGCAUGGCCCUCCGGGUACAGGGAAGACUAGUCUGUGCAAAGCUCUUGCACAAAAGAUUAUUAUUCGUACAGGCAAAAGAUUCAGUCAUGGUGAAUUCGUUGAAAUAAAUAGUCACAGUUUAUUUUCAAAGUGGUUUUCAGAGAGUGGAAAAUUAGUUAUGAAAUUAUUUAACGAAAUAAAAAGGCUUCUUGAAAAUCCGAAUGCAUUAGUUUGCAUUUUAAUCGACGAAAUAGAAUCUUUAGCGCACGCUCGUAAAUCGUGCAACGGGACUGAACCUACCGAUGCUAUAAGAGUAGUAAACGCUUUGUUAACACAAUUGGAUCAAAUAAAGCGAUACUCGAAUGUUUUAAUUUUAACAACCAGUAACUUAUCAGAAGCCAUUGAUUUAGCAUUUAUCGAUAGAGCGGACAUAAAACAGUACAUUGGACCUCCCAAAGAGCAAGCCAUAUAUCAAAUUUAUACAUCAUGUUUGAAGGAGUUGAUGAGGGCCAAACUCAUAGAACAUGAAGAAAUACAUGAUUUAUCACAUUUAAAAAAAUUGGGCUACGAUGAGACCUUAACUACAAAGAAUAGUCUUAAAUUAAAAGAACUUAGCGAAGAAAGUGUCGGUCUUAGCGGACGAAUUUUAAGGAAAAUACCAUUUUUAGCGCAUGCUUUUUAUUUGCGAACCAAAAAAUGUACUUUGGCUCGAUUUUUAAGAGCCAUGCAUUUGGCUGUUAGAAGAGAAAAAGAGGGAAAUGUCGAGGAAGUCUCUCAGGCGCUGCACCAAUUGGAGUACUAAAAAGGUACUUCCUUUUUAGCCAUUUUACUGCUUUUUAUAUUUUUUUACCAAUAUAUUGAAUCAACGCAUAGGGAUAAAAAUGUAAUUAUAACAGUACAAGAUUCAGUAUUAUUUAUUUAAUUAUUCAUAUAUUGUUUCAUAAAUUACGUCUUU